AUUCAAACCAUUGUUGCCAAUACCGAAUUACCCGAUAAUCAGCAGAGCUGGGAUGGCCAAAAUAGUUUUAACAAUUCUUUAGAUAAUUUAUCCGAAACUGAGGUGGGUGAGGGAGUCGAGAAAACUUUACCAGAAACAGAGAUAAGUGAGAAAGUCUUCCGAAAGGAGGAUGCUAUUGCAUCCGAAUCUUUACCAGAAACUGAGACCUGA
Messenger RNA from Paraglomus brasilianum, 210 nucleotides. The record is from the annotation of a GenBank genome assembly. Lineage: Eukaryota; Fungi; Glomeromycota; Glomeromycetes; Paraglomerales; Paraglomeraceae.